UCCUCCCUCUCUCGUACCCUGUGCCAGGACUGACUGCUGCGGUUGUGCUACCUGCAGCACACACACUCUCUCACACACUCUGCCUGAGCCAUGGCCCGGCUGCACGUAGCUCUCCUGGCCCUGCUGCCCAUCGUCCUCAUCCUAACUGUGCUGUCUGAGGUAGAAAGUGCAGCAGUGAAGAAUGGAAAAGAAAAAGCCAAUGAACGGCAUGCAUCAGAUGCAUCAAACGUUUUCAAGCGUCGUGGCCGCAGGUCCCCAUAUUCAUACACAGAGUAUGUAGCGGAGCAUAAGUUGCAGUCAGCUGCCUCCGAGCGCAGGAGGGAGUACUAUGAGGAGCAGAGCAAUGAGUAUGAAAACCAUCUGGAGGAGAGCCGAAAUGAGCAGUAUGAAAGGAACCGUGAGAAUGCCGAGCAAUGGAGGGAGUAUCACUAUGACGGGCUCUACCCACAAUACCCACAUCACCGCCCUUAUGUCUAAGCGUCUCAUAAAACCUUGCAUGGCUGAGGGUCAUGCACAGUUGUAGCAAUUUUUUCUUGAAAUUGAUUUAAUCUGCACUUUUUUUUUAUAUAUAAAUAAUAUAUCUAUCUCUUCUAAGUGCAAUCAUUUCAGAACAUGGUGAAUAUAUACUGCUUGCAAUCCAAUCUGAUUAUAUUCCUUCUUAACUUGCAUCAUCUGUUUUUAAUUGUAAAAAUUUCGUAAUCAUUUUGUAUGCUUUACAUAUAGUUAUAAUAAAAGUA
This is a messenger RNA of Ictalurus punctatus (channel catfish), 737 nucleotides long. RefSeq names its product upper zone of growth plate and cartilage matrix associated a (gene ucmaa). Lineage: Eukaryota; Metazoa; Chordata; Actinopteri; Siluriformes; Ictaluridae. The coding region runs from base 91 to 477 and encodes 128 amino acids. Gene Ontology annotation, cellular component: extracellular matrix. The transcript has 5 exons. The record is from RefSeq and is a predicted model, not a curated record. Gene Ontology annotation, biological process: regulation of osteoblast differentiation; embryonic skeletal system development.